This is a messenger RNA of Effrenium voratum, 4407 nucleotides long. NCBI's taxonomy places the organism in Eukaryota, Dinophyceae, Suessiales, Symbiodiniaceae. The record is from the annotation of a GenBank genome assembly.
AUGGCUGAAACUUUCGCCUUCAAUGCUGACAUCCAGCAGUUGAUGUCCUUGAUCAUCAACACCUUCUAUAGCAACAAGGAGAUUUUCCUGCGCGAGCUGAUCUCCAACGCGUCCGACGCCUUGGACAAGAUCCGGUAUGAGAGCAUCACCGACCCUGAGAAGAUUGAGGCCCAGCCGAAUUUCUUCAUCAAGAUCGUCCCGGACAAGACCAACUCGACCCUGACGAUCGAGGACUCGGGCAUCGGCAUGACCAAGACGAAGCAGACAACGUUGGCCCUGUGCACGAGUUCAACCUCGCUCGCGAAGCCUGUAUGGCGGGCCUGGACUGCGUUCGGAGACGCGGCCAGUGGCACGCCCGCCCGCGCGCUGUUCGGACUUUCGAACGAGCUCAUCAACAAUCUGGGCACCAUCGCCAAGAGCGGCACAAAGGCCUUUAUGGAGGCAAUGGCCGCGGGUGGCGAUAUCUCCAUGAUCGGACAGUUCGGCGUCGGCUUCUACAGUGCCUACCUUGUUUCCGACAAGGUUCGCGUGAUCAGCAAGCACAAUGACGACGAGCAGUACAUCUGGGAGUCUGGUGCCGGUGGAUCCUUUACUGUGCAGAAGGACACAGAGCUCGUGCACGGCGAGAUCAAGCGCGGCACCAAGAUCAUCUGCUACCUCAAGGAGGACCAGUCUGAGUUCCUGGAGGAGCGACGCCUCAAGGACUUGGUGAAGAAGCACUCUGAGUUUAUUGGCUUCCCGAUCGAGCUCUAUGUCGAGAAGUCCAAGGAGAAGGAGGUCACCGAUUCCGAGGAGGAGGAAGAGGAGAAGAAGGAGGAUGCCGGAGACGAACCCAAGAUUGAGGAAGUGGAUGAAGAGAAGGAGAAGGAGGAGAAGAAAAAGAAGACGAAGAAGGUGAAAGAGGUGUCCCACGAGUGGGAGCAGCUGAACAAGAACAAGCCCUUGUGGAUGCGCAAGUCUGAGGACGUCACUAACGAGGAGUAUGCUAGCUUCUACAAGUCCUUGUCCAACGACUGGGAGGACCACCUUGCAGUGAAGCACUUCAGCGUUGAGGGCCAGUUGGAGUUCCGUGCCCUGCUGUUUGUGCCUCGCCGUGCGCCUUUCGACCUUUUUGAGACCAAGAAGAAGCGCAACAACAUCAAGUUGUACGUGCGCCGAGUGUUCAUCAUGGACGACUGUGAUGAGCUCAUGCCGGAGUGGCUCAACUUUGUGAAGGGUGUGGUGGAUUCCGAGGAUUUGCCUCUGAACAUCUCCCGUGAGACGCUCCAGCAGAACAAGAUCCUGCGAGUGAUCAAGAAGAAUCUUGUGAAGAAGUGCCUGGAGAUGUUCGCGGAAAUUGCUGAGAAGAAGGACGAUUACAAGAAGUUCUACGAGCAGUUUGGCAAGUGCCUGAAGCUGGGCGUGCACGAGGACUCGACGAACCGCACCAAGGUCGCGGAGCUCUUGCGAUUCCACACCUCCAAGUCGGGCGACGAGCAGAUCAGCCUGAAGGAGUACGUGGACCGCAUGAAGGAGGGCCAGAACGACAUCUACUACAUCACGGGUGAGAGCAUCCAGGCGGUGUCUUCGUCGCCCUUCCUGGAGACCCUGCGCAAGAAGGGCAUCGAGGUGAUCUACAUGACGGACCCCGUGGAUGAGUACUGCGUGCAGCAGCUGAAGGAGUUCGAUGGCAAGAAGCUGAAGAGCACCACCAAAGAAGGUCUGGACAUUGACGACGAGGACGAGAAGAAGAAGUUGGAGGAGCUGAAGGCGGAGUUCGAGCCGCUGACGAAGCUGAUGAAGGAGGUGCUGGGUGACAAGGUUGAGAAGGUCAUGGUGAGCUCUCGCAUGGCUGACUCUCCUUGCGUGCUGACCACCUCCGAGUAUGGCUGGUCUGCCAACAUGGAGCGUAUCAUGAAGGCGCAAGCCCUUCGCGACAACUCCAUGACAUCUUACAUGGUCUCCAAGAAGACUAUGGAAGUGAACCCAAAGCACUCCAUCAUGUCUGAGCUGAAGAAGAAGGCAGCGGCCGACAAGUCUGACAAGACGGUGAAGGACCUGAUCUGGCUGUUGUUCGACACCUCGCUUCUCACCUCUGGCUUCAACCUGGAUGAGCCUACACAGUUUGCAGGCCGCAUCCAUCGCAUGAUCAAGCUCGGCCUCAGCAUCGAUGACGACGACGAGGGCCUGGGCGAUGAUGACGAUUUGCCUCCGCUGGAGGAGGUUGAGGGCGCGGCCGACGAGGCUUCCAAGAUGGAGGAGGACAGAAUCGAACAGAAGGCACGCUUUGGCCGCGACAUUCUCAUGGCUGAAACUUUCGCCUUCAAUGCUGACAUCCAGCAGUUGAUGUCCUUGAUCAUCAACACCUUCUAUAGCAACAAGGAAAUCUUCCUGCGCGAGCUGAUUUCCAACGCAUCCGAUGCCUUGGACAAGAUCCGGUAUGAGAGCAUCACCGACCCUGACAAGAUUGAGGCCCAGCCGAAUUUCUUCAUCAAGAUCAUCCCGGACAAGACCAACUCGACCCUGACGAUCGAGGAUUCAGGCAUCGGCAUGACCAAGAACGAGCUCAUCAACAAUCUGGGCACCAUCGCCAAGAGCGGCACAAAGGCCUUUAUGGAGGCAAUGGCCGCGGGCGGUGAUAUCUCCAUGAUCGGACAGUUCGGCGUCGGCUUCUACAGUGCCUACCUUGUUUCCGACAAGGUGCGCGUGAUCAGCAAGCACAAUGACGACGAGCAGUACAUCUGGGAGUCUGGUGCCGGUGGAUCCUUUACUGUGCAGAAGGACACAGAGCUCGUGCACGGCGAGAUCAAGCGUGGCACCAAGAUCAUCUGCUACCUCAAGGAGGACCAAUCUGAGUUCCUGGAGGAGCGACGCCUCAAGGACUUGGUGAAGAAGCACUCUGAGUUUAUUGGCUUCCCGAUCGAGCUCUAUGUCGAGAAGUCCAAGGAGAAGGAGGUCACCGAUUCCGAGGAGGAGGAAGAGGAGAAGAAGGAGGAUGCCGGAGACGAACCCAAGAUUGAGGAAGUGGAUGAAGAGAAGGAGAAGGAGGAGAAGAAAAAGAAGACGAAGAAGGUGAAAGAGGUGUCCCACGAGUGGGAGCAGCUGAACAAGAACAAGCCCUUGUGGAUGCGCAAGUCUGAGGACGUCACUAACGAGGAGUAUGCUAGCUUCUACAAGUCCUUGUCCAACGACUGGGAGGACCACCUUGCAGUGAAGCACUUCAGCGUUGAGGGCCAGUUGGAGUUCCGUGCCCUUUUGUUUGUGCCUCGCCGUGCGCCUUUCGACCUUUUUGAGACCAAGAAGAAGCGCAACAACAUCAAGUUGUACGUGCGCCGAGUGUUCAUCAUGGACGACUGUGAUGAGCUCAUGCCGGAGUGGCUCAACUUUGUGAAGGGUGUGGUGGAUUCCGAGGAUUUGCCUCUGAACAUCUCCCGUGAGACGCUCCAGCAGAACAAGAUCCUGCGAGUGAUCAAGAAGAAUCUUGUGAAGAAGUGCCUGGAGAUGUUCGCGGAAAUUGCUGAGAAGAAGGACGAUUACAAGAAGUUCUACGAGCAGUUUGGCAAGUGCCUGAAGCUGGGCGUGCACGAGGACUCGACGAACCGCACCAAGGUCGCAGAGCUCUUGCGAUUCCACACCUCCAAGUCGGGCGACGAGCAGAUCAGCCUGAAGGAGUAUGUGGACCGCAUGAAGGAGGGCCAGAACGACAUCUACUACAUCACGGGUGAGAGCAUCCAGGCGGUGUCUUCGUCGCCCUUCCUGGAGACCCUGCGCAAGAAGGGCAUCGAGGUGAUCUACAUGACGGACCCCGUGGAUGAGUACUGCGUGCAGCAGCUGAAGGAGUUCGAUGGCAAGAAGCUGAAGAGCACCACCAAAGAAGGGCUGGACAUUGACGACGAGGACGAGAAGAAGAAGUUGGAGGAGCUGAAGGCGGAGUUCGAGCCGCUGACGAAGCUGAUGAAGGAGGUGCUGGGUGACAAGGUUGAGAAAGUCAUGGUGAGCUCUCGCAUGGCUGACUCCCCUUGCGUGCUGACCACCUCCGAGUAUGGCUGGUCUGCCAACAUGGAGCGUAUCAUGAAGGCGCAAGCCCUUCGCGACAACUCCAUGACAUCUUACAUGGUCUCCAAGAAGACUAUGGAAGUGAACCCAAAGCACUCCAUCAUGUCUGAGCUGAAGAAGAAGGCAGCGGCCGACAAGUCCGACAAGACAGUGAAGGACCUGAUUUGGCUGUUGUUCGACACCUCGCUCCUCACCUCUGGCUUCAACCUGGAUGAGCCUACGCAGUUUGCAGGCCGCAUCCACCGCAUGAUCAAGCUCGGCCUCAGCAUCGAUGACGACGAUGAGGGCCUGGGCGAUGAUGACGAUUUGCCUCCGCUGGAGGAGGUUGAGGGCGCGGCCGACGAGGCUUCCAAGAUGGAGGAGGUCGACUAG